AUGCCAUCUCUAUUCGACGCAGCCGCAUUGCCAGGGUAUCGAAGCUUGGUCAUUUCUUUACUUGGGCUUAUAGUGUCAUACCAUCUACUCUCACCGUUGUAUACGACCGCCAAACAACGAUCGUGGAUACUGACAGCAAUAAGUAGCUCUGUAAUGACACUUGCCAGCCUGCCUCUUUUUUGGGAUUAUGUCUCGUCUCUAGGAGAUGUCAGAGCAAUUCGGACAUUGGACGCGUGGACGUAUCCAGCAAGCAGAUUUUUUCAAGCAUAUCUUAUCUCCGAUUUAUUACUUGGAACUGUGUACUAUCGCAGCAAAGUGAAUCUUUUGACAGGGUGGAUUCACCACACGAUAUAUGUUUUCAUAGUCGAGUAUGCUAUUAGAAAGUCCUGGACACACAUUUUCUGCCUCUGUGCGGCAAUGGAGCUGCCCACCUUUGUACUGGCCAUCGCCAGUCUUCAUUCACGCUUCCGCUCUGAUAUCCUAUUCGCCGGUUGUUUUCUUUUCACCAGGAUUAUAUUUCAUAUCGCCUUGUGUAUAUCUUAUUUCGUCCCUGCAAACCGCGAAGUCAUCACGAAUGGAUCCUUUAUGCCGUCCAUCCUCCUCACUCUCAUUUUCCCUCUUCAUGCUUUCUGGUUCUACGGCUGUUUGAAAGGAUUCGUGAAGAGGGCCACAGUGAAGCAUGUACCCCGAGUCGUCAGAUCACAGAUCACGUCCGACGCGAAUACUCCUGGUACAGCUUCGGUGUCUCCGCACCCCUCCCGAUUAUGGGUAUUACCACGUCGUCGAGGCGUUUUGAGGCAUGCACUGCGCAACCUGAGAUGGGAACACUUUGAGCUUAGGAGGGCUGCUGGACGACUUAACGAAGCUAGGCGGCGUAUCCACGCCACGUUACCAGCUACCGAACGCGUUUAUGCAUUUGUGGGAUUGCAGAGGCGGAACUACGCAGGGAAAGCCUUGAUGGAAGUUCAACGUGAGGGAUGGUGA
This is a messenger RNA of Serpula lacrymans var. lacrymans S7.9, 984 nucleotides long. RefSeq lists its product as uncharacterized. Gene Ontology annotation, biological process: lipid homeostasis. The coding region runs from base 1 to 984 and encodes 327 amino acids. The record is from RefSeq and is a predicted model, not a curated record. NCBI's taxonomy places the organism in Eukaryota, Fungi, Basidiomycota, Agaricomycetes, Boletales, Serpulaceae. The transcript has 3 exons. Gene Ontology annotation, cellular component: endoplasmic reticulum.